GGCAGGAUGAGCGCACGCGGAGAAGGCGCCGGGCAGCCGUCCACUUCAGCCCAGGGACAACCUGCCGCCCCGGCGCCUCAGAAGAGAGGACGCGGCCGACCCAGGAAGCAGCAGCAAGAGCCAGCCGGUGAGCCCUCUCCUAAGAGACCCAGGGGAAGACCCAAAGGCAGCAAAAACAAGAGUCCCUCCAAAGCAGCUCAAAAGAAAGCAGAAGCCACUGGAGAAAAACGGCCAAGAGGCAGACCCAGGAAAUGGCCACAACAAGUCGUUCAGAAGAAGCCUGCUCAGGUAAGAGAUGGGCAUUAUGAUUUUCUUUUCCUUCCAAUUAAUAUAAAGAGUAAAGUGAAAAGAUAUAACCUAAAAUUAAACCUUAAAUGUGUCCUUUUCUAGUUUUGAUUAUGUCAGCAUCCCAGUAUUCAUGAAAAUUCGUUGUGUCCUUCAGACAAAGCCAGGAAUACAUAGUCUGAGUUGUGUCACCGAAAACCGUAGGGGGCGCCUGGUGAGCUCAGUUGAUGGAGCUUUUGGGACUUUUGAUCUUAAGGUGUUUUAAGGCUGAGCCUCAAGUUGGGUGUAGAAAUUACUUACAAAUAAAAUCUUAAAAGAAAAAAGAAAAGAAAACCGUAGAAGAUCAAGGCCUGAAGUGUACAAAGCAAAUAGAAAUACUUAAAAAGUAAAAUCUUUAUUUCAGUGCCUCAUACGAAAUAUUUAAUGAUCUUACCAUGUGUUUUGCCAAUCUUAAACAUCAAAUUUUGUCCUUUCCUUCUAUCUACCCAUAUUCCAUUGACUUGAUACAGGACUUAUUAGCUGAAAGAUAUAUCAUGAUUCAUGACAGGAAACAUAUCUGUUCAUUGAAUUAUUCCAUAACCUUGGAUAAGCCAAAACAUCCUCAAAGAGGGCUGAGAAACUGGGAAAUUAAGUCAUACCAAUUUUGCAGAUUGAUGAACCCUCAGGUCCUGCCUUCUUGGCUGCAUCACAGUUUCUGAGGUGUUGGCAACAUCAAAAUGAGGAGCCAGGUUUACUUUUCUUACUCUUUAUGCUUGGUGUUUUUGUCCUAAAUAUAAUCUAUACAUGGAAACAUAAGAAUUGUAUCUAUUGAGGAAGUAGAUCUUGAAGGAAGAAAAAACCUGAAGAUUAAAUUAACCACGACUAAAUUUAACCAAGAGUCAAUUUAACCAUUCUUAAAGUAUAAAUAUGUCCCACAAUUCUCCCCUUCCAAGUUUAAAGAGAUACCCAGGAGAUCUGGCUUUAUCACACAGAAACUGCUGAAGUAAGUUGUUACCCGGUGUUGUGGGUUAUCAAGUUCUUUGUAGAUCUCUUUCACAUAAUUGAAAAUAUCCAUGUGAUCUUUUCUCUGGAGGUCUCUAAAAAGGUACUUUGCACCCUGUUCUCUUGGGACAAUGUUGCUUUGACUGGGAAAGACCAUCCGAGCAAUCUUAUGUGUCUACUAUUCUUUACAAAUGCUGCUUGAAAGAGAACUGAAGCUUCUAAACACAUGUAAGCAUGCAGGGAAAAUGGGUCAGCGUAAUUACAUGUAUGUGUUAAGUAGAAUAAAAGCAGAGUUAACAUGAAAAAAAUUUCUCAGGGCUGCCCCCAUUCCUAAAAGCCAACAGUGGUAGGGGGAACUAAAAAUAAAUACCAGUGUUUGAGUGUUUGUAAACAAUAUUAAACAAAACAAAAUAUAAAUAAAAACUUGACAUUUUAAGUAGGAGAUUGUGAAUAUAUUUAGCCUCUCAUCUUUCAUCAGUAAGAAAAUCAAGAGAAAGUAAAUUUAAAAGUCAGUUCACUUGAGCCAAAGGAUACUGCCGUGUUCACUGUUGCAUCACUGGCUAUGAACAUUAGAUUAAUAACCUUCUGUGGUCUGUUAACAACAUUGACUCAGUAUCUAUUCUUGGUGUUGUAGGGAAGAUGAGGCACAUGAAAUAGUUAUUGCAUCCAAGAAAUGUGUAAUCUGGUUCAGAGUUUCUUAGCCUUAGCUGCAUGGUAGAAUCACCUAGAGAUCAUAUAGGACAUACAUAUAUCACCAUGUACCUGAACUGUGUAUAUGCCUGAACCCUGCCCAGUAGUAUCUGCAGAGCCAGCCCUUGUGAGCCAAUCGUGAGCACCUCUUUCAAAUUCUGUGUUAGGUGACGUCCAGUAGGUAGCUUGAAAUCGACUAUGAUGUAAGUAUUUACACCGUGGAAUUUGACAGCUGCUACCAAUCAGGACCUUUUUUUCCUGAAGAGCAAGUUUGCCUGCGCCCACCGGCCCUACCCUUCACUGAUUCUGAUUUUUUGGGGUCUGAAGACCCAAGCAUCGGUAUUUUUUAUGAACUCCCCAAGCGAUUCUAAUGUGCAGCCAGAGGUGAAGAUACUUGGUGAACACGCACGAGAAGACAUGUGAACAUUUGUUGAACAAAUAACCACAGAGUGCCAAUGGAUAUGAGGCACAUAGGGGAUACAGUCGGAUGAGUGGAAUACUGUGUGUUACUUAAGGGGAUAAUUCCUGGAAGACUUUUUAUUUUGUGUUGCCGUCUAGUUGCAGAGGGGAAAAUGGAGAUAUAAAUUAGGGAAACAGAGAUGCUAUGAAUGAGAUGAGUGGCAGAUUCAAAAGUAGAGGGGCAGAAACAAAUAAAUUACAGGUGGAGAUUAUCAGUGUGUCUGAAACUGAUUGCGGAUUUGUCAGUAAUACACCAAGAAAUAAUAAAUGUUUUCCCAAGAAACUCAGGAAUGGCAAAGAAGGCACAGAUAGACUGGGCUGGUCUUCGCUGAUCCGUGUGGUUGUGUUACAGACCCUGCUCCAGAAGUUGCCCUUGAAAGGAGA
This is a messenger RNA of Panthera uncia (snow leopard), 2799 nucleotides long. RefSeq names its product high mobility group AT-hook 2 (gene HMGA2). Gene Ontology annotation, cellular component: nucleus; chromatin. Bases 7 to 390 code for a protein of 127 amino acids. Gene Ontology annotation, molecular function: transcription coregulator activity; DNA binding. Lineage: Eukaryota; Metazoa; Chordata; Mammalia; Carnivora; Felidae. The transcript has 4 exons. Gene Ontology annotation, biological process: regulation of DNA-templated transcription. The record is from RefSeq and is a predicted model, not a curated record.